Molecule: messenger RNA, 1806 nt
Organism: Trichoderma breve
Lineage: Eukaryota; Fungi; Ascomycota; Sordariomycetes; Hypocreales; Hypocreaceae
Product: heterokaryon incompatibility protein (HET) domain-containing protein
Exons: 3
Coding region: 1-1806 (601 amino acids)
Source: RefSeq, a predicted model, not a curated record
AUGAACCAGACAAUCUCAGAUACCUACCCUGGUCCUGCUUUGGAGGCUGAGAAUGCGUUCCGCUUGCUAGAACUGCAAGCCGGUCAGAAUAACGCCCCUAUUGUCAUCCGAAUACUAGCUUGCUCCUUCGGCAGUGUAUCAUACGAAGCCGUCUCUUAUACCUGGGGCGAUGCAGAUCAGACAAAUGAGAUCAAAGUACUUUCACACAGUGCCAACAAAACUUGUACUACGAUGUUCGUUACAACAAAUUGUCACAACGCUUUGAUGGCCCUACGGAAACCUCACGAGCCUCGAAUAUAUCAAGGAGCCCGCCGUGUCGUGGUAUAUCUUGGACAAAGCGCCCAUGGCAGUGACGAAGCGAUGCACUCGAUAUUCGAAAUCGAUCAGCCCUCUGACUACGACGUUUAUCCGUCUUGGAACACGAUGCCACAGAGUCCCUUAAACAUCGAAUCUAUUCGCGCACUCUUCAAGCGGCCUUGGUUCUAUCGCGUAUGGGUGUUACAGGAGAUCGCUUUCGCUAAAGAUGCCAUUUUUGUCUGCGGCCGGUACGAAGUCGGCUGGGAUAGCAUUCGUGCUUUCUGCCACUGGAAUCGGAACAAUCGCUGGAUAAAGGGAGCUCUUCCGUAUCCUAUUGAAUACACUGUCCAAAGAUCUCGUAGCAGAACUGACUUCAUUCACUACAAUCAUCGUCUGUAUGAACUUCUCAAGAACACAAAAGACUGUCAGGCAACAGAUGCGAGGGAUAAGGUGUACGCUAUGCUCCCUUUGCUAAAAUGGGAGCAUGAGAAGAUGAUCAGAGAGUUUGAAGAGAAUCAAAAUCAAGCUGAAAACAAGACCGUGUAUACAAGUCUCACAACCAUCCUACUUGAGCACUUUGGACUUCAAGCGCUACAAAUCGGCCUAGCUCUACGUCAUGUGGAGAAGCUCCCAUCUUGGGUUAUAGAUUGGGAAGCUAUCACAAAUUCACCGUACCAGUUCCAGCAGCCAUUAUCACCAUUCCAGCCUCACGAUGCGUCGACUGUUCAAAAUUCGUCCAUAUGGAGCGUUUCUCGUUUUCACCUAGUCGCCAAAGAGCCAAAGGAGCAGCUACGAGUCAGCGCCUCGAAAGUCGGUACUAUCACCUUCAUUGGGGAUGUUUGUGAUAUCCGUCGGGACAUCUUCCCCCUGAAACAAUGGACGAGGCUUGGCUCCGGCCCGAAAUGGUGGCAUCAAAUGCCAACUAUGCCUCCAGAUCUCACUGACCGCCAACCGGGGUUUUGGCGGCAACGCUGUGAGCUCUCCCCGUUUGCGGAGACCUUGGCAGCAGGUUACAUUGUGUAUGCAGACGUCGUCCACGAAGCUGUUGAAACUCUGACUACCUUAGACGAAAGCAAUGAUGCUAUUCAAACAGAAGGAAACCAUGAGCGCUUUGAAGAUUACCCUAAAAAAUUACCUCCAAGCUAUUGUAUACAAGCGCAAAAAAUAUUGGAUGCUUGUGACGGACGGAGAUUCUUUAUCACGGAUACCGGGCAUAUCGGCUUGGCUCCUGAAGCGGCUACUACGGGGGAUUUGACGUUCAAAGUCAAUGGCUGUGGUGCUCCCUUCGUCAUGAGACCUUGGACGGAUACCAAGGCUGAAACUCAUGCGAUUGUGAGCGGGCAGACAGAGACCCCAACACUCAACACACAUAGCAUGACGAUCGUAGGAGAGUGUUGGAUACAUGGUAUAUCACGUGGAGAAAGAGACGACUUUUUUUACAAGGCAAUUUUCGGUAAAUCAACACCUGAGAGCAGCCACUCAUAUUUAGAACGUCUAAUUAUUUAUUAA